UUUUCGUGUUGAAGCAAAGCGAUACAUCCUGUCACGAUACUUUGGCUUUUUCAACAGUAUAGAGAGAAGUCUGUGAAACAUCCCUUCUCUACAUUAAGUGGAGUUGAAAAGGUCCGUCGUCACGUCCAAAACUUUACGUUAAGACAGAGGCAGAAGUCAACGUUAUUCGGUGGCUAGAGGCAUCGUUUUUGACAACUACGUAACGUUAGCUUCAAGCUAACCAAGCUGUUCUUCUGAGUUUUUCACUUACCGGGAGGGAAUGGAGAAAGCUAAACAAGUUGCAUUCGACAGUGCCAGACUCCAAGUGAUCAAAGAUGGCUAUGAAAGGGCCUUUGAGUGCAUAAAUAAAGGACUGUCUGUAGAUGAAUCCGGGGACAAGACACAUGCCCUGGAGCUCUACAAGCAGGGGAGAAAGCACCUCCUCAGGGCCAUCAGUGUGCCAUCCCAGGGAGACGAGUGUUAUGGCAGCUCCUGGGAAUCAGCCAGGCAGAUGCAGCAAAAGAUGCAGGAGACGCUGGACAACAUCACCACUCGACUGGCCAUUCUGGAGACCAGCUCUGACCUUGGAUCUGCACCUACACUGAAUACUAGCAGUGGAUCUGACCCUGAUGUUGCAGACACGUCUAAAGAAGGUCUCUAUCCAAAACUUUCUUCCAAAAACAAACCAGAUCCACUUUCUGCUAGCAGCCAGGCAGCAGGGGCUGUAGGAGGCGUGUCUGCCUGCAGCAGUAAGGGUCUCCCCCUCUCACCCACCAGACAGCAUGUGGGUCCAGUGGAGAAGCCUCCAGUUUACUCUCCUGAGGCGGCUGAAGGCCACCUGUCUGUCUCAUACGGCACAGAUGAGGGGGAGUUGUCUUUGGUUGGGGAAGAGUUCUACAGUCGUACGUCUAACUCAACACCAUCUCCCCAAAGUAUGGGUGAAGAGGGAGAGGAGCUGAUGUACAUCCCUCAUGGUGUACAGAUAUUCUUUGUCACGCCUGAAGGUGAGGUGAGCGCUCCCUCUUACCCGGGCUACCUGCGGCUGGUGAAGUUUACCAGUGACCAAUCCGACAGAAUGCCCAACCGCCCACCAGCUUUUCUGCAGGUGUGCGACUGGCUGUAUCCUCUCAUGGCCGUGGACUCCCCCGUGUUGCUCUGUAACACUGGUGUGUUUAUGUUUCCGGACAUGAUGGCGCCGGCUCCAGGUUAUUAUGUCGGGGUGGUGCUGUCCGCUGAGCUGUCUGCGGCUCACAGAGCGCUGUUCCAGGACCUGCUGUCCCAGAUGACAGAUCUCAGGGUACAGGCUCCAGAAGAAGCUGCAGAGACCAUUAAUCUCAGUCAGAAGGUGUCCAUCGCUACGCCUCAGGAGACUGCAACAGGGGUCACAGAGGAGGAUGAGAACGAGGAGGGGAAGGCUCUGCCUGAGUGGAGUGAAAAGGUGGCAAGCGGGAUCCUGACAGGUGAGGUCAAU
This is a messenger RNA of Notothenia coriiceps (black rockcod), 1450 nucleotides long. It is a transcript of the gene spartb, whose product is annotated as spartin b. The record is from RefSeq and is a predicted model, not a curated record. The annotation marks the transcript as partial. Gene Ontology annotation, cellular component: plasma membrane. The transcript has 4 exons. NCBI's taxonomy places the organism in Eukaryota, Metazoa, Chordata, Actinopteri, Perciformes, Nototheniidae. Gene Ontology annotation, biological process: cell division; negative regulation of BMP signaling pathway.